AUGUUUUCGCAUCGCACUGCUGCACGCGUCCUCUGCUCUCGCCUGCGCCGCCGCGCCAUAUCCCCGCGCACAUAUGCUACCGCGUCCGACCCCAACUAUGUCAACAUCGUCGAGGUCGGCCCGCGAGACGGGCUCCAGAAUGAAACGGCCGUCAUACCGCCCGCACUCAAGGCCGAGCUCAUCACGCGCCUCGGCAGAGCAGGCAUGAACACCAUCGAGGCAGGAAGCUUCGUCAGUCCAAAGUGGGUCCCACAGAUGGAAGGCACCGACGAGGUCCUCCGGCAGAUGGAGCACCUUCAAGGCGUGCACUACCCCGUCCUCGUGCCGAACAUGAAGGGCCUCGACGCCCUGCUCGCGCUGCUCAGCACCGAGAACCCGCCAGUCAGCAGACCGCAGCACGCCGCGCGCCCGCUGCCGCCCGCGCAGCCGCUGACCGACGAGAUCGCGCUCUUCACGGCCGCGACGGACGCGUUCUGCCAGGCGAACACAAACUGCACGGUCGCCGAGUCGCUCGCGCGGCUGGCGCCCGUCGCAGCACGUGCGCGCGCGUCGGGCCUGCGCGUGCGAGGGUACGUGAGCGUGGUCGUUGUGUGCCCGUACACGGGCCGCGUGCGCGCCGAGGAGGUGCGGGACGUCGCGCGCGCGCUGCUCGACAUGGGCUGCUACGAGGUCAGCCUGGGCGACACGGUCGGCGCGGGGACGCCCGCGGACAUCCGCGCGCUGCUCGAGACGGUGAUGGGCGGCGCGCACGGCGUGGCGCCGGCCCAGCUCGCGGUGCGCAUGCUCGUUGGUUCCGGCCACUUCCACGACACGUACGGCGCGGGGGUGGCGAACGUGCUUGCGGCGCUGGAGCUGGGGCUGCGCACGUUCGACGCGAGCGUCGGCGGGCUGGGCGGGUGCCCGUACUCGCCGGGCGCGACGGGGAACGUCGCGACGGAGGACGUGCUGUAUGCGCUGCGCGGGCACGGCGGGGGCGCGGGCGGCGGGCGGCGGUACAGCGCGGCGGGCGACCUGGACGCGCUUGCGGAGAUCGGGGCGUGGAUCUCGGGGCGGCUGGGGCGGCGGAACGAGAGCCGCGCGGGGAAGGCGAUCAUGGCGUGGAAAAAGUGA
Molecule: messenger RNA, 1110 nt
Organism: Postia placenta MAD-698-R-SB12
Lineage: Eukaryota; Fungi; Basidiomycota; Agaricomycetes; Polyporales; Adustoporiaceae
Exons: 4
Coding region: 1-1110 (369 amino acids)
Biological process (GO): ketone body biosynthetic process; L-leucine catabolic process
Molecular function (GO): hydroxymethylglutaryl-CoA lyase activity
Source: RefSeq, a predicted model, not a curated record